GUGUGCGUACUGCCGUGUUCUAGAAAUACGACGGAAUAACCUUUUUUGGCGCGUAAUUUUACAAUGAGGACCUAUAAGAAAAAAACGGAAAGAGGCAAUACCUCGAAAGAGGACAUGGAACAAGCCGUGAAUCGUGUUUUAAAUAACAAUGAAUCGCAAAGAUCUGUAGCUAAAAGUUUAAACAUAUGUCAUGUAACGCUUCACAGAUAUGUAAGAAAAGUUCAGAAUUCUGGUCAUAACGAAGGCCCCGUUAGUCUAUCAAAUGUUGGUUACUCUAGAAAACCUGUUUUUGAUGAAAAUCAAGCACAAAAACUUGUGGAUUACAUUAAACAUGCAUCGAAAAUUUAUUUUGGCCUUAGUCCAAAAGAAGUGCGAAAGUUUGCAUAUGAGUGCGCUCUUACAUAUAAUGUCACAGUUCCUGAUUCCUGGAAUAAAAACAAAUGCGCCGGAGAGGACUGGCUUACACAAUUUUUAAAGAAGCACGAAGAUCUCUCAAUUCGGACACCCGAGGCGACUAGCUUACAAAGAGCCAUAAGUUUUAAUAAACAGAACGUGUCAUCAUUUUUUGACAAACUGGCAAGCGUAAGAGACAAAUAUAACUUUAAUUCAGCAACUAUCUGGAAUUUGGACGAGACUGGAGUGACGACGGUCCAAAAAGUUAGCAAGGUUCUGGCGGAAAAGGGAACUAAGCAAGUUGGUGGUAUCACAUCAAGCGAGAGAGGUGUACUCGUCACUGUGUUGGUUGCUGUUAGUUCCUCAGGAAACUCUAUUCCUCCGCAAUUUAUAUUUCCCAGAAAAAAGUACCAUGACUAUUUUAUACGAGAUAGGCCUCCUGGAAGCAUUGGUGCUGCAAAUGGGUCAGGGUGGAUGACAUCUGACGAAUUUUUUAAAUUUAUGGAACAUUUUGUGUUUCACGUGCGUCCAUCUCGAGAAAAUCCGGUACUUCUGCUACUCGAUAAUCACGAGUCCCACUUAGCAAUAAAAACUAUUAAUUUUGCUAAGGAAAAUAACGUGAUAAUGCUGUCGUUCCCACCGCAUUGCUCACACCGGCUUCAGCCAUUAGAUAGGAGUGUGUAUGGUCCCUUUAAGAAAUAUUUGUCAAAUUCUCAAGCUGCCUGGCUCAGGAAUAACCCAGGUAAAUCAAUGACCAUAUACGACAUACCAUCUUUAGUUCGAGAUGCUCUUCCACAAGCAUUGACUCCUAUAAACAUAAUGAAAGGGUUUAAAGUGUCAGGUAUUGAACCGUACAACAGAGACAUUUUUACUGAUGACGAGUUUUUGCCUGCUGGCGUAACGGAUCAACCAUUGCCGAACGCUGAAUCGUCAGCUACCUCGCCUGUGCUUCAAUUAUCUGGUUCCUCAAAUGCUAAUAGUCAAGACAUGUCCCAGCCAUCUACUUCUUCUGCUCAUUGUGAACAAGUGAUCCCAGAAAAUGACUCGUUGAGCCCUAAAAAUAAACAAGAACAUACAAUUCAAGUGCCAAAAGAAUUUUCUCCAGAAUUUGUGCGCCCGUUUCCGAAAGCUGAACAAAGGAAAACAUCUACAAGGGGUCGGAAGAAAAGAAAGUCUGCUGUCUUAACCGAUACUCCAGAGAAAGACGAAUUGGAGGCAGAACAAAACAGCCGGAAGUCGAAGAAAACCAAAGAGAUACAAAAGAAAAAGGUUGAAAAGGCAAAAAGAAAAGUUAUGGUAGAAUCUGAUGGUAGUUCUGAUGAAGAAUGCUUUUGCUUGGUUUGCACUGAGCCAUUUAGCAGAAGUAAGCCUAAAGAAAAAUGGAUUAAGUGUUUCCAUUGUGAAUUUUGGUCACACGAAGCCUGCACUGAUGGGGGAUUUCCUUAUAUUUGUCAUAACUGCGAUUCCGAUGAAGACUAAUACAUAAAAUAUAUAAACAGUUAUAUCUCUAGUUUGUGAUUUUCAAUAAUAUAGUUACAUGUGUUUAGUUUUUGCUAAGAAACCGAAUGUUUAGUUAAUUUUACUAUAUGUUACAACUUACCCUGAGUGUUGUUACAACUUGCCCCUGAUACGGGGCAGGUUGUAACAAAUACAACAAGCAUUUCAAAAAAAAUCCUAGCUUAUACUUUUACGUUUUUUAGUAUCGUU
Messenger RNA from Photinus pyralis (common eastern firefly), 2100 nucleotides. RefSeq lists its product as uncharacterized. Gene Ontology annotation, cellular component: nucleus. Gene Ontology annotation, molecular function: DNA binding. The transcript has 2 exons. Lineage: Eukaryota; Metazoa; Arthropoda; Insecta; Coleoptera; Lampyridae. The record is from RefSeq and is a predicted model, not a curated record. The coding region runs from base 64 to 1872 and encodes 602 amino acids.